CGGAGCGGGGAGCUCACGAAAAAGGAAGGGAGGCUCCAAUUUCUAUAAAUGCGGACAUACCUUUUCAGUUCUUGCAAUCAAAUACGGAACUUGCUGCUUACUACGUAUUCUCUUCUGAAUCGUAGGAGAAAUCUAGGGUUUUGGGAGCAACCAGUGUCGUCGCUGCUGCACUUCUCGGUGCGACAAGGGGGCUCUUCUUGUUUCCAUCUGAGAUUUGAGAGAGGAAGGUAGAGGAAGGGAGAGGAUGUCCAGGAGCACCGUGGAGAGGCACGCGUCAAUUGACGCGCAGCUUAGGCUGCUGGCUCCGCGAAAGGUGUCGGAGGACGACAAGCUGGUGGAAUACGACGCCUUGCUGCUGGAUCGCUUUCUAGACAUCCUUCAGGAGAUUCAUGGAGAGGAUAUUAGAGAGACGGUUCAAGAGUGUUAUGAGCUUUCUGCUGAGUAUGAGGGCAACCAUGACUCGAAGAAGCUGGAGGAGCUUGGGCAUGUGCUGACCAGUUUGGAUCCUGGCGAUUCCAUAGUUGUUGCCAAGUCCUUUUCGAACAUGCUUAAUCUUGCCAACUUGGCUGAGGAAGUUCAGAUUGCCUUUCGCAGGAGAAUUAAGUUGAAAAAAGGAGAUUUUGUUGAUGAGAAUUCUGCAGCUACGGAAUCAGAUAUUGAAGAGACUCUUAGGAGGCUUGUACAUGAGCUGAAAAAGUCCCCUGAGGAAGUUUUUGACGCUUUGAAGAACCAAACUAUUGAUCUUGUUUUUACUGCACAUCCAACUCAGUCGGUCAGGAGGUCCUUGCUUCAGAAGCAUGGCAGGAUAAGGAAUUGCUUGGCUCAAUUGUAUGCCAAAGAUAUCACUCCUGAUGACAAGCAGGAACUUGAUGAAGCCCUUCAGAGAGAGAUACAAGCCGCUUUCAGGACUGAUGAAAUUCGUAGAACUGCCCCCACUCCUCAAGAUGAAAUGAGGGCUGGAAUGAGUUACUUCCAUGAAACUAUAUGGAAGGGUGUCCCGAAGUUUCUUCGGCGUGUUGAUACUGCUCUGAAAAAUAUUGGAAUCAAUGAGCGAGUUCCUUAUAAUGCUCCUCUUAUUCAAUUCUCUUCAUGGAUGGGUGGCGAUCGUGAUGGGAAUCCUAGAGUUACUCCAGAAGUCACGAGGGAUGUGUGCUUAUUGGCAAGAAUGAUGGCUGCAAACUUGUACUUCUCCCAGAUAGAAGAUUUAAUGUUUGAGUUAUCUAUGUGGCGGUGUAGUGAUGAGCUUCGAGUUCGAGCAGAUGAAUUACACCGGGCAUCAAAGAAAGAUGCAAAACAUUAUAUAGAGUUCUGGAAACAAGUUCCUCCAAAUGAACCAUAUCGCGUUGUACUUGCUGAUGUUAGGGAUAAGUUAUACAAUACACGUGAGCGUUCUCGUCAUCUUUUGUCAAGUGGAUACUCUGACAUUCCUGAGGAAACCACGCUUACCAAUGUUGAGCAGUUCCUUGAGCCCCUUGAGCUCUGCUACAGUUCUCUCUGCACCUGUGGUGAUAGACCUAUCGCUGAUGGAAGCCUUCUUGACUUCAUGCGUCAAGUAUCAACCUUUGGCCUCUCCCUAGUGAGACUUGAUAUCAGGCAAGAAUCUGAUCGACAUACUGAUGUUCUUGAUGCUAUUACCACACAUCUUGGGAUAGGUUCAUAUCGUGAUUGGUCUGAGGAGCAACGUCAAGAGUGGCUUCUAUCUGAACUGAGUGGCAAGCGCCCUUUAUUUGGUCCAGACCUUCCCAAAACUGAGGAAAUUGCUGACGUUCUUGACACAUUACGUGUCAUAGCAGAGCUUCCUCAUGAUAGUUUUGGAGCUUACAUAAUUUCCAUGGCAACUGCUGCAUCUGAUGUGCUUGCAGUGGAGCUUUUGCAGCGUGAGUGCCAGGUGAAGAAACCAUUGAGAGUCGUGCCACUUUUUGAGAAACUUGCGGAUCUAGAGGCAGCACCUGCAGCUUUAUCCCGUCUCUUCUCAAUCAACUGGUACAGGAACAGAAUUGAUGGAAAGCAGGAGGUCAUGAUUGGUUAUUCAGACUCUGGGAAGGAUGCGGGACGUCUUUCUGCAGCUUGGCAGCUGUAUAAAGCUCAAGAAGAUCUGAUAAAGGUUGCAAAAGAGUUUGGGGUGAAACUGACAAUGUUCCACGGACGAGGGGGAACUGUUGGAAGAGGAGGUGGCCCUACCCAUCUGGCUAUUUUAUCUCAGCCUCCAGAUACAAUUCACGGUUCGCUUCGAGUGACUGUUCAAGGUGAAGUAAUUGAACAAUCUUUUGGAGAGGAGCAUUUGUGUUUCAGAACUCUUCAGCGUUUUACUGCAGCCACACUUGAGCAUGGUAUGCAUCCACCAAUUUCACCAAAGCCAGAAUGGAGAGCAUUGCUGGAUGAGAUGGCUGUUGUUGCCACAAAAGAAUAUCGCUCUAUUGUCUUCCAAGAACCACGUUUUGUCGAAUACUUUCGUCUGGCCACACCUGAGACGGAAUAUGGUAGAAUGAACAUUGGAAGCCGACCAUCUAAACGAAAACCCAGUGGAGGCAUAGAAUCUCUACGAGCAAUUCCAUGGAUUUUUGCUUGGACUCAAACAAGGUUCCACCUUCCUGUUUGGCUUGGUUUCGGGACAGCAUUCAAGCAUGCCAUUGCAAAGGACAUAAAAAACCUUAACAUGCUACAAGAGAUGUAUAAUGAAUGGCCUUUCUUUAGGGUCACCAUCGACUUAGUUGAGAUGGUGUUUGCUAAAGGAGAUCCUGGCAUUGCUGCAUUAUAUGACAAACUGUUGGUUUCCGAUGAUUUGUGGUCAUUUGGGGAGAGGCUCAGAGCUAACUUUGAAGAAACCAAAACUCUUCUUCUUCAGGUUGCUGGACAUAGAGAUCUUCUUGAAGGAGACCCCUACUUGAAACAGAGACUGCGCCUCCGCGACGCGUACAUCACUACUCUGAAUGUGUGCCAAGCCUUCACCCUCAAAAGGAUCAGAGAUCCAAGCUUUCAUGUAAAUCUGAGGCCUCAUUUAUCAAGGGAAAUAAUGAAUUCCAACAAGCCAGCUGCAGAGCUGGUGAAACUCAACCCCACAAGUGAGUAUGCUCCUGGGCUGGAGGAUACCCUCAUCCUGACCAUGAAAGGUAUUGCUGCUGGGCUGCAGAACACUGGUUAAUUAAUACCUCACUUUUUGUGCCUUCCACUGGCAUUUUGUUGUUGUAUCUUUUAAGUAAAACAGUGUUUGCUUUCGUCUAUAUCAAACUAUGAAAGGUUUCUUAAUCCUUUUUUUGCACUCAGU
Molecule: messenger RNA, 3265 nt
Organism: Phalaenopsis equestris
Lineage: Eukaryota; Viridiplantae; Streptophyta; Magnoliopsida; Asparagales; Orchidaceae
Product: phosphoenolpyruvate carboxylase 2
Exons: 10
Coding region: 245-3142 (965 amino acids)
Biological process (GO): leaf development; carbon fixation; tricarboxylic acid cycle
Cellular component (GO): apoplast; chloroplast; cytosol
Molecular function (GO): phosphoenolpyruvate carboxylase activity
Source: RefSeq, a predicted model, not a curated record